GUUGAAAGAAAGAAAGCCGGAAAACUGAUAUUCUCAGUACGGAUUGACGAAAACAGCACCGGCCAACCUGAGGGAGCGGAAUUCGGCAGCAAAUAUAAUGGGACUGUUUGCCUUUGGCCAUCAAAUCAACCUUCCACAAGCUUCAGCCCCGAGGCGGUUACGGAGUUCCUUCUGAUUCAUACUUCCUAUGCUCUUUGUCCUUUUCGUUCUUUUUAUCUGAUUUUUGCUCCAUAUGUAUGACCCCAGGGCUCCCUCAGACCUCGAUAUGCACGGCAGCGGCGGGGAAGGCAGUCGUCCUCCAAAAAGACCUCGCGGCGGCUGGCCUCCCCCACCGGACGAUAUGUACCAAGACAAUUUCCAUCAUGGUCCGCCUCAGGAUGCGCCAGAAAAUUCAAGAAUCAGUCGUCAGGAUGUGCCAGCUCACAAGACUCCAGACAAGGAGCGCGGUCGGCUGUUGUCUUGCAGAGAGUGCCGAAGGCUUAAGCUGAAGUGCGAUCGUGUGUUCCCCUGUCAGUCAUGUAGAAAGAGAGGGUGUAGUGAUAUCUGUCCUGAAGGCGCUUUGACUUCGGGUCGUGGAAGCCGGUUUAUUCUUGCGAACACUGAGCAGCUGCAUGAAAGAAUUACCCAACUCAGCGACCGUGUCCGUCAAUUAGAAGAUGGGCUGCAGACCCUUCAAGCCUCUUAUUCAAAUGAGCCACAUCCGCUGCUCACACCUGAUCUCUUACGCAUUAAAAACUCUCAGCUGCGCCAGUCUCCUACCACUGAGACUCAUAGUCGCGACGAUACGCCCAAAAAUCCUGUGGACUUCCCCAAUGCGCUGCGGAAGCCCGAAGAUUAUUCCAUGGACCGACCUAACCUUAUACCAUACGGCACGUUGGCAAUAGUCCCUGACAUUAAUAUACCCUCCGACAUCCUCCAUCUGAGUGUCGCCUUUCCCUUUCCCUGGACGGUGGACAUCGGUGUCCGCAAACGCAUCAGAGAUUGCCUCCCACCCAUCGAGGAAACGCGCCGUCUCUGUGAACAGGCAUGUCGCAAUGCUCUUUGGCAGUACAACCUGGACGCCUCGGAAAGCUUCUUGCAAAAUCUUAUACAUCAUUGCUAUGCGUCAUCUAUUGAAGAUCUAGGUCCCCGUCGUCUCGCUUUGCUACUUAUGAUUCUAUCUAUUGGGUCCUUGGUCGAUCUACACAAGCCGCUGGGCUCGCUGCAUGGCGAAGCCUACCACCAUCUUGCUCGUGCUGCUGUUUGCGAAAUCCCGCUGAUGGAGGAACCCGAUUUUGAUGAGCUGCAUGCAUUGUUCUUUAUGGUUUGGUACCAUUUGGUGUUUUCGGAUAACAAGAAAGCCGUGGGAUAUGCCUGGAAUUUACUAGGGUUCAUUGCGAAAUUAGCGCAAGGGCUUGGCCUACACCGGGACGGCAGCAGAUUGAAGGUCAUCCCUGAGGAGGAAGAUAAGCGGAGGUUUCUGUUUUGGGAACUGCUGAAUCUAGAUUGCCGACUGAGUCUGUCCCUGGGACGACCGCCAUCUAUUUCCCUAGCCCAUGUCGACGUCAAACGUCCUAAUUACCAUGCUAAAGGGCUGAGUGUCUCUCGGGAAGAGAUAUUGUAUCAUGAGUGGAAGAAUGCCUUCUUCAUCGAGUGUUUGACUCCGAUUUUGGAAGCUAUGAUUAGCAUCACGCCCCCUGAUUACUCUCACAUUAUAACUCUUGACAGAGCUGUCCGGACGUUUGGUGUUCCGCCCCUUCUAGACGAAAGUAGUAUCGUAAACGCAGUCAAAACUCGUCUGUUAUCGAUGCAGCGUGCAUUUGUUGCCACAAGUAGAGAUAUCGCUCUUCUCCAACUCCAUCGUCGGUAUUUCACGGACGCCAUGAAUAAUUGUCCAGAGCCCUUUGACUUUCACCAUCGAUUCGCACCAUCUGUUGUGGCGACAUAUCUUGGAGCAUCUUCUUUAAUUUCUACUGUCACCAAAUUAUAUGACCAAGAGCAGCACUUAAGUACUCGUUUCCUAUGCUUCUGGUUUAAUGCCUUUUCGGCAGCUGUAACAUUGACAUUAUUCAUAUCGAGAGCACCAUCAAGUCCUCUAGCCACGUUUGCCCUUCAAGAUCUUGAACGAGUUCGACAGCUAUUUAUGCAUGCAGCGACUAUUCUCCCUUUCAGUGCAAAAGCCCUCCCUCUGAUGGAAAAGAUGGGGGAAAAGUCUCGCCACUUGCAUAUGCAAGUGCGACGGAACUCCUUACAGGAUGGCUCAAUCGAAAGCGCAAUGAUGGACACGUCAAAAGUUCCUGGCGCCUCCAAUGUUGUACUACCUCCUUCUUUCACCGAUGCACAUCCAUCCCUGUGCCAAUACGCGGAGCAGAUAAUGUCUACGCCAGUGUCACCUGUCUCGCGGAUGUAUGUAUCACAUCCUCAAAAUGUGGAAGACGAAAGGACAUGGCUGCCGGAGGUGUAUCGCUUCCAGAGUGCUGGAAUAACCGUCGACGACCGUUAUAAUUUUGCGUCGGCGCCGCCAACACCAUUUUCUCCGUCUGACCCUCGUGUGGGGAAGCACGAAACCGUGAAUUUCGAUCACGGCGCAAUCACAGUUGAUCUUAGUGAUACCAGCUAUAUGGCCUGGUUCUAGUCGUUGUUAUGGGGCUAAUUAUUUGCGAUCUUUUUUAAAUAAUCUUGCAGGCCUAUAUAACAAUUGAAGUUUAUUCUGCAGUGUACAGUAGAUCGAUUACGUAAUUAAACCUGUUAUGGUCGAGGGCAUGACGAACCUGUAC
This is a messenger RNA of Desarmillaria tabescens, 2756 nucleotides long. RefSeq lists its product as uncharacterized. The transcript is spliced from 17 exons. NCBI's taxonomy places the organism in Eukaryota, Fungi, Basidiomycota, Agaricomycetes, Agaricales, Physalacriaceae. The coding region runs from base 233 to 2614 and encodes 793 amino acids. Gene Ontology annotation, molecular function: DNA-binding transcription factor activity, RNA polymerase II-specific; DNA binding; zinc ion binding. The record is from RefSeq and is a predicted model, not a curated record. Gene Ontology annotation, biological process: regulation of DNA-templated transcription; DNA-templated transcription.